Messenger RNA from Populus trichocarpa (black cottonwood), 1491 nucleotides. RefSeq names its product exopolygalacturonase. The transcript is spliced from 5 exons. Bases 160 to 1389 code for a protein of 409 amino acids. Gene Ontology annotation, biological process: carbohydrate metabolic process. Lineage: Eukaryota; Viridiplantae; Streptophyta; Magnoliopsida; Malpighiales; Salicaceae. The record is from RefSeq and is a predicted model, not a curated record. Gene Ontology annotation, molecular function: polygalacturonase activity.
CCUAUAGAAAGCUUGUGCCUCUACCUGUCUGAUUUACUAAAAACAUGGUAUAAAGAAGGAGGAAUGGAAAGAGAGCAUGCCGCAGUUACAUCGGAGAAGCCUCCUAACGAGGCUUUUUAGUUUGCGGAGAAGGAGAAACAUACAAGGGCGGCUAUUACAAUGAAAUAUUUGGCAAAUGCCCUCCUUAUCUUGUGCUUAUUAGCAGCCUCUUGUGAGGCAAAGGGUCUGGGACGCCGCGCUCGUGCUGCCAUAAGAGCACCUCGCCGGACCGCUCCUAGAAGAGACCCGAAUGAAAAGGUCUUCAACGUGUUACAGUAUGGAGCAAAACCUGGAGGAAAACAGGACAGUGCAUUAUCUUUCAUCCGAGCAUGGAGGGCUGCAUGCAAUUAUAGGGGAACGGCAAGGCUACUUAUCCCCAUGGGAACCUUCUUGAUAGGGGCAACUAUCUUCCAGGGGCCAUGCCUAGGUCCAGUACCCAUUAAGGUUCAAAUUGCAGGAACACUGAAAGCUGUUCCAGACCCUAGCAUGUACGAAGAAGAUUUCUGGAUCUUGUUUGAAAAGAUCAACGGCUUGCUGGUUACUGGUACAGGCACUGUUGAUGGCCAAGGCAAUGCUGUCUGGAAAUACAACGACGGUGGUUCCAGGUUCCCAAGUUCUAUAAAAUUCAAUCAUGUAGUCAAUGGGAUUAUAAGACAGAUCACCUCUGUUAAUCCCAUGGGUUUCCACAUAUCCAUCGUUCUGUCCCAGAACAUCAGGGCAAAAAAUCUUCAUAUAACAGCUCCUGCGACGAGCCCCAAUACCGAUGGAAUCCAUAUAAGCCAAUCCAGUGUGGUGAAAGUAUCCAGAAGUGUUAUCAGCACCGGUGAUGAUUGCGUUGCUAUAAUUCAAGGAAGCACCGAUGUCAGCAUUAAAAAGGUUACUUGUGGGCCUGGACAUGGCUUCAGUGUUGGUAGCCUUGGCAAGUACCCGGAUGAAAAGGACGUGAGAGGAGUCGUCGUGACAAACUGCACACUAAGGAACGCUGACAAUGGAGUUAGAAUCAAAACAUGGGGAGGAUCACCACCAAGCCAGGCUUCAAACAUUCUUUUCCAGGAUAUUAUAAUGGACAACGUUAAACGCCCCAUUAUUAUUGAUCAAACCUAUGGAUCAAAAAGCAACUCGCCAUCAAGGGUAAAGAUAAGCGAUGUUCGAUACAUAAAUAUCAGAGGAACCUCCGCUUCAGCAGUUGCAGUCGAUCUCAUGUGCAGCAAGACUGUUCCUUGUGAAAAACUCUACUUUUCAAACAUCAAUUUGAAGUACUAUGGGCAAAAAAAGCUGCCUUUCACUUCUACGUGUACGAAUGCAAAGGUGAACUAUGCUGGCUACCAAUUCCCACCACCUUGUCGAUAGGUGCUUAAUUGUAGUUGAAAAAACUUCAUUCUUAAUUUCUCUUAUAUAAGGAGAUGGUCCCUUUUUGGAUUUACAGAAAUUAAUAUUAUCAUCUUUCACAAA